AGAACUGGGCUUUCUCUGGUGCUGCAGGUCCCAGAGGACUUCAUAUCUCGGGAGCUCUUCGAUACUAUCCAGGUGUACGUCAUCACAAAGCCCGAGCUGCAGAACAAGCUCAUCACUGUGACUGCCAUGGAGAAGAAGCUGAUCGGCUGUCCUGUUUGUAUCGAGCACAAGAAGUACAGCCGAAACGCUCUGCUCUUCAACCUGGGCUUCGUGUGCGACGCCAGAGCCAAGGCCUGUGCGCUGGAGCCCAUAGUGAAGAAGCUGGCUGGCUACCUCACCACCCUGGAGCUGGAAAGUGGCUUCAUCUCCAAUGAAGAGAGUAAACAGAAGCUGGUCCCGAUAAUGACCAUCCUGCUGGAGGAGCUGAACGCCAAAGGAAAGUGCACCCUGCCCAUAGAUGAAUCGAACACCAUUCACCUGAAGGUGAUCGAGCAGCGCCCGGACCCUCCCAUUGUGCAGGAGUACGACGUGCCAGUCUUCACCCAAGACAAGGACGAUUUCUUCAAUUCGCAGUGGGAUCUCACAACGCAACAGAUUCUGCCCUACAUUGACGGAUUUCGGCACGUCCAGAAGAUUUCUGCCGAAGCCGACGUAGAGCUGAACUUGGUGCGCAUUGCUGUGCAAAACCUGCUGUACUAUGGAGUCGUCACGCUUGUCUCCAUCCUCCAGUACUCAAACGUGUACUGCACCACGCCGAAGGUCCAGGACCUGGUGGAUGACAAGUGUCUCCAGGAAGAAUGUCUGUCCUACGUCACUAAGCAAGGGCACAAACGAGCCAGCCUCAGGGACGUCUUCCAGCUGUACUGCGGUCUGAGCCCUGGCACGACUGUGCGAGACCUCAUCUCCCGCUACACCCUGCAGCUGCAGAGAGUGGACGAAAGGAGGCUCAUCCAGUUCGGCUUGAUGAAGGGCCUUAUCCGACGGCUCCAGAAAUACCCUGUUAAGAUAGCCCGGGAUGAGCGAAGCCACCCAGCCAGGCUGUACACGGGCUGCCACAGUUACGAUGAGAUCUGCUGUAAGACAGGUCUCCCCCGCCCCUCUGUGGCUCUUUAA
Struthio camelus australis is the source of this 1053-nucleotide messenger RNA. The record is from RefSeq and is a predicted model, not a curated record. Lineage: Eukaryota; Metazoa; Chordata; Aves; Struthioniformes; Struthionidae.